AUGCCCCCACCGUCCGCCCCUGCCCAAACCUGCCCUGCUCAUGCGCGCGCGCCGCAGGAUCGCGAGCGGCGCCCGUCGCGCGAGAGGGAUAGGGAGCGGGACCGCGACCGCGACCGCGACCGCGAUCACAAGCAGAAAGAACGGGAGCGCCACAGGAGCAGCGGCGGCGGAGGCAGCGGCAGCGCCGCAGGGGGCCGUGAACAUGAUCACGACCGCGAUAAAGCCGACCGCGGCAGCCGCCGCGACCGGGACCGCACCCGCUCCCCACACGCCGGCGACGAGCCCGCGCGGAAGCGGCGGCGCGAGGCCUCGGGCGAGCGGCCGGCCGCGGCGGGGGCCGGGCCAGGCGACGCGGCUCGGCCGCCCGCUGCAGCGGCGCCGGUCGCGGCGCCCGCGGCGGUGGGGGGCGAGGGAGCCGAGCAGCAGCAGCGGAAGGAUGCGGAUCAGGCGGCACUCAACGAUGAGGUGGAGCGGCGGCGCAAGCGGGUGGAGGAGUGGCGCGCCAAGAAGGCGGCCGAGCAGGCGGCGGCAGCGGCCGCGGCGGCCGAGGCGGAGCGGCGGCAGCGGGUUGUGGAGGAGGAGGAGGAGCGGCGGCGGCAGGAGCAGCAGCAGCAGGAGAAGGGGUGGAGCCUGGAGGACGAUGAUGACGAGGGGGAGCAGCAGCAGGAGCAGCAGCAGCAAGAACAACAGCAGCAGCAGCAGAACGGCGAGGCGGCCCCCGGCGCGCCCGGUGCUGACGAGGACGAUGACGUGGACCCUCUGGACGCGUUCAUGGCGGGCAACACGCAGGAGCUCGCUGCGGCGCCCGCGGCGGAUGGCGGCGGCGACGGCGGCCCGCGGGUGAAGCAGGAAGGGGAGGGCGGCGCCGUGGCGGAUGCACAGAACCACAACCACGUGAUGCCACAUCAGCAGCAGCAGCAGCAGACGGAGCAGCAGCAGCAGCAGCAGCAGCAGCAGCAGCAGCUGGAGGUGAAGGUGGAGCCUAAGGCGGAGCCGAUGGAGGAGGACGAGCGGCGCCGCCGUCCAAGCCGCCGAGCGCGGCCCUGA
This is a messenger RNA of Monoraphidium neglectum, 1047 nucleotides long. RefSeq lists its product as hypothetical. Bases 1 to 1047 code for a protein of 348 amino acids. The record is from RefSeq and is a predicted model, not a curated record. The transcript is spliced from 4 exons. NCBI's taxonomy places the organism in Eukaryota, Viridiplantae, Chlorophyta, Chlorophyceae, Sphaeropleales, Selenastraceae.